Molecule: messenger RNA, 4324 nt
Organism: Neolamprologus brichardi
Lineage: Eukaryota; Metazoa; Chordata; Actinopteri; Cichliformes; Cichlidae
Gene: zyx
Product: zyxin
Biological process (GO): transforming growth factor beta receptor signaling pathway; integrin-mediated signaling pathway
Cellular component (GO): stress fiber; cytoplasm; focal adhesion
Source: RefSeq, a predicted model, not a curated record
AGGAGGAGGAGGAGGAGGACGAAGAGGGGGUCUGACUGGACAGUUUAUGAACACACACACACAGAGAGAGAGGGAGAGAGAGGGAGAUUUUGUUUACAUAGUAAUGCACAAGUCCUAAGCCAGACUCAAACGAGAAAGAACUUGUUUGGAAGGAUGGUGUCAUUCUUUCUCCAGGCUGAAAAGCAAAGGGGGAGGGUCUAAUAGCUGGAGAGGGGAAGAGAGAAAGAGAAGUUGCCAUUACUGACAACUCUUACUCAGCCCAGGAGCCAGAGAGGAGGAAGAAGAACAAAAGGAAAAGGGGGGAAGUAAAAGGGAGAUCCACAGUGCAGCUGUGCUAACAGGAUAAAUACAGAAAAUGGAGGACUCCAACAGCAACAAGCCAUUUAUGGUGACAUCCUCUCUGAACUUCAAAGUCACCACCCCUUCCUUCUACAACCAGCCAAAGAAGUUUGCUUCUGUGGCCCCCCCACGACCCAAAAGUCAAACACCUCCUUCAGCUCCAUCACCAACACCAGUAGGCACAGGUGUUAUUGGCCGAGUUGGAGACCUGCCUCCACCGCCCCCUUCGCUCUGUUAUGACUUUCCGCCCCCUCCUCCUCCUCCACUGGAUGAUGAUUUGCCAGCCCCUCCCCCUGAAUGCUCCACCAUUCCCACUGCCUCUGAUGCUCCCCCUCCCGCGUUCCCCGCUCCACCUCCAGUGGCAGAUGACCUGCCCCUCCCAGCUCCCCCAGAGGAGAGCCGCUGUCCACCCACCUGUCCCUCUCCCCCUCCUCCCCCUCCUCCUCCACCUCUCCCUGCCUCCAGUACCAAUGCUUUCAGUUCUUCGGGGACCCCACAGAGAUUUACGGAGAAGCAGACAAGUUUUGAUAAACAGCUCAACUCUCUGACUGGCAUGUUGUCUGAGAUGGAGACCAAGGGACCUUUCAACCCCAAGAUACCGAGCCAGUAUUCAUCAGCACCAGCACCCAAGGUCUCAGCUCCUCCAACCGCUCCCAAACCAGCCCUUUCCUUCCUCCCACCUCCCGAGAUGGGCGAUCGCCCUCCUCCUGCGCCCUGGGCAGAGGAACUCAAAGCCAGAACGAACCGACAGGGCAAUCACAACACUGCGCCAAACUCUGCCGCUCAGUCUUUCGCUAAAGCACCAGCCGUGGCUCCCAAGUCUGGAUUCGGAGGAAGAACGACGACAUCAUCAGCUUCUCUGGCGCAAAAAAUCAACCAGAACCUGAACCAGACGCCCACCACUGCCAGCAGUGCACCUAAGCCUUCCCCUCCCAUAGCUACUUGCUCUUUCCCUCCACCUCCUGCGGCUCCGCCUGCACCUCCUGCUCCACCAAAUAACAUGGCCACUGCACCGGCUGCUAAUCACGUAAAGAGUUCUCCCUUUGCCAGUCAGAUGAACGCAAACCAAAACACUCCUUCUGCUGUGCCACCUCCUCAACCCAAAACGAUGGCAUCUCCGCCCUCCUCCUUUAACCAGCCAAUGAAAACUACCCCUGCAUCGACGCCCUCACCCUCGGGCCCAGUUCCUAGUGCAGGUGGAGGUGUUCCUCUGAACAUGAAAGAAGUGGAGGAGCUGGAGAGGAUGACCAAGGACUUCAUUAGAAACAUGGAUGCGAACCCACCUCUCAUCACCUCCCCUCCUACAGAGGUUUGUGGAAAAUGUGGUGAGGCUCUCUCCCGUACUCAGCCAGCAGUGAGGGCCAUGGAUAAACUCUUCCACUCCACCUGCUUCUGUUGCAUGACCUGUCACCGCCCCCUGCAGGGCAUGCAGUUCUAUGACAGGGAUGGUUCACCACAGUGUGAGGACUGCUACGUGAGCUCCCUGGCUGUGUGUUCUCGAUGUGGGGAGAAGAUCACAGACCGUGUGUUGAAGGCAGUUGGACAGUGUUUCCACGCCCACUGUUUCCGCUGCAGCACCUGCUCUUGUGUACUUGAGGGGGCACCCUUUAUCACUGAUGACAAUAACAACCCCUACUGUGUCCAGGAUUACCACAGGCGUUUCUCCCCUAUGUGUGUGAGCUGUAAUGAACCCAUUAUUCCAGCCCCGGGCAGCGAGGAGACGGUCAGAGUGGUAGCUCUUGACAAGAACUUCCACCUCAAGUGUUACCGCUGUGAGGACUGUGCUCGCCCUCUCUCCAUAGAAGCAGAUGAAAAUGGCUGCUAUCCGCUGGAUGGCAAGAUCCUGUGUAUGAAGUGCCACACCCAACGAGCCAAGCAGGCCGCGCACUGAUUGGCUAAAGCAGCAUCACUCAGUGUAACAAUGAACCAAAUCCAAAAGCACAGGAUUCAUCCAGCUGCAGAUUUUUUGCCUUUGCGACAGGGCUUUGUUCAGUAUAUGUGCGCAGGUGUGUGGGUGAAUGUUCAGCGUGAAUAUGUAUGUUUGCAUGCAGAUAAAGUGUAGUAUUUCCUUCGUCUUUGUUCACUUUAUUCAGUGCAGAGGUAAUGUACUGCACCGAAAUUGGUUUUAUUCCACAUCUCCUAUUCUCCAAUCGCCCAUCUCGCCUUCUUUGUUACUAGAGCCUUUUUUUUUUUUGGGUGCCAAUUGUAUGUUUACGCUAAAAAUUACCAGCAGAACUUGCACAAGAACAGUUGGGUCAAAAGAACAGUCUGAUAAAUAUAAAGUUGCCUUUCUCUGUUUCUUGCCUAGAUGUUGGUAGUAGCAUCAUAAACUGGUUCCACUGGCUGUAUUUUUUCUCUUUGAGCAUUUUAACUAUGCUUUUUGUGCCUGAGACCGAGGAGUGUAAGAAACCUCCAAAUUGACAGUCAUGCAGAUGUCACCAUCCUUGUUGCCUGAGAGUAGAGUACAUCUUUUAGAUUUCGGUAGUUGUUACACAGCCAGGCAUGAUUAAUGACGCUUUCCUGCCUAGAAAGUACUUCAUAUCAGCUAGUCUACUCCUAAUAGCAUUUUAAAGUCGCAUAGGGCUUUAAGGCAACAGCAAAAAGAAAAAAUGGUGAAUAUUGCUUUGAGUUUUUGUGAUGUGAAUUUAAUGCUUUACAGGCAUGCAUUGAAUUAACUCUUGUUGCUCUCGCUACUCGAUGAUAUUGUAUAAGGGCAAGAUGAGAACAAAAAUCAACUUUUUUUUUCUCCUACAAAAUAGUUUAGAGCUGAUUGAACCAUGCUAAGUAUUUUUAGAUGCAUGCUUUGUGGAUGGCGAGAUUUCGUACAAACAAACGAGCACAGAUUUCCCAAGCACAGACUCCAUCCUGAGGAUCUCACAAUCAAAAACCGAGUUACUUUUAACUAUCAGCUGUAUGGCUGAAAACGGGACCUAUCAAGUAAUUUCACUGUGCAGGGGCCAUUUUAUUCAAAGUCAUACUGAGAACAUUUACACAUAUGUGUAAAUAAAAUUGCCCCUGCACAAGGUCAUUGUAAGCAAACGGCAAAUAGAAACAAAACACCAGUGUUUGAUGUGCAUUUAUUAUUAUCUCUUAGCUUAUAAGCUUUGUAUGAUAUAAAUCAUGGACCUGUUUUUCCUAAGUAUUAUGGUUGCAUACGCAGCAGUACUAAAAUAACCUGUCCUGACAGCAGGGUGAUAGAAAUGUAGAGGCAUUUCAGUUCUAGGUAGCAAUGUUUAAAAACGCAGACCAAAUCUUUCUGUUUAGAGCUUAAGAUCAAUAAAACGGUUACAUGGGAUUUGAUGUUGUAACAUUCAUGCGUGGUUUAUGUUUGUUUGUUUGACCCUAGUUUCUGGUCCGUUUCUCCCGUUACGGUGAUUACCACUAUUCUUGCCAUUACUUAACUUUUGUACGUUUAGCCUGUUCAUGUCGGUUAUAUACUAUUUUAUUCUUUUCUUGCUGUUCUGUAUUUUGCUAAUUAAAGCUUACAUUUAUUUGGUUUCAUUUUAACCUGGCGCCGUGCCUUCUCCAUUAUUGUAUCCUAUUGUUCCUUCUGAAUUGAGCCUGGUUUGCAGCCACAGAAAUGAAUUCCUCGGUAAGAAAAUUGCUGCUUGUGCUUGCAAUUGAGCCUGGUGCAGUAAAUCACCAGAAUGACUAACAAAACAUGGCAAUAGUGAUUCAGCAUUGCAUGCUAUCUGUGGAAGCAGUGGUGGAAUUUCCUCUAGUAUUAUGUCCUGUGUUUCCACCGACUACUCCACCUUUGUGGCCCUGCCUUUGUCAUCACCAUGUGAUAUAAACUCUACCAUAAUGCCUUCAUGGCUGCGUUCAUCAGGCAUUGCAUUGUGUUACAUCCUAUUGUAUUACAUGUGGAUGCCUUGUCCUUUCAUAUAACUUUUUAUACGUUUGAUAUGUGUGAAUGUCUUACAUUAUUCUAGUCCUAUCCAUCCUUUUUGGCUGUAUCAAAAAAUAAAGAGAAAUGUUAAAUCCA